Thecamonas trahens ATCC 50062 is the source of this 813-nucleotide messenger RNA. RefSeq lists its product as uncharacterized. Gene Ontology annotation, cellular component: motile cilium. Gene Ontology annotation, biological process: cilium assembly. NCBI's taxonomy places the organism in Eukaryota, Apusomonadida, Apusomonadidae. The record is from RefSeq and is a predicted model, not a curated record. The coding region runs from base 1 to 810 and encodes 269 amino acids. The transcript has 2 exons.
AUGGCCGCAAACACGUACUCGUCACGGGUGCUUAUCGGAAACUGGUCCGAGGACCUUGAGCUGGAAAAGCUGCGACUGCGUGAGUUCCUGGACAAGAAGGAGGCCGGGACGCUGCGGCUGACGCAGUCACUUGCGGCUUUGACUCCGGCGGGUGUCUCGGCCUCUACACAGGGCGCUGUUGCUUGGGGUGCCUAUCUCGCUCUCUACGCAGAGCACUCGGGCGCUUUGGCCUCGUUGGACGUCAACGGCGCGCUGGCGCUGGCAAAGGCUCACAACGAGGGUGAUGCUGCUGUGGCGGCCGUGGAGGUCGCAUGCGGAACCGUAGCCCAUGAGGGUCCGCGGGCGCGCUCCGUCUUUCAGAUCGUUCCGGCUCACAAGUACGUCGCCUCGGACAGGGUCGUCUGCUACGGCGACAAGAUCCGCCUCGUCUCGCACGAGGCUUACGCACCGCAGCCGGUUGCCCUUGCCUCGCGGCUGAAGAACCCGACAACAUUCUCGCUACCUUCGCAUCUGCAGGAGGUAUACGCCACUGCUGCACAGCCCUUCCCCCACGCCUCUGUCUGGACCAUCGAGCACUUUGACCCGCUCCUCCGCGACGAGGCCGAGGGCCAUCCAGUCCCAGCCAACGGCCGCGUCAUCAUCCGCCACUGCGCCACCAACGCUUGCCUCGCCUCCACUGGCAAGUCCACCGCCCCGGGCGCUCCCACAGAGGUCUGUGUCCAUACCUUCUUCAACACACACAAGGCCGAAGAGCCGCAGAACCACUGGGCGCUCGUCAUGGACGACGAGCCGCCGCAGCCCAACCCCUAACCG